Messenger RNA from Ramularia collo-cygni, 504 nucleotides. RefSeq lists its product as uncharacterized. NCBI's taxonomy places the organism in Eukaryota, Fungi, Ascomycota, Dothideomycetes, Mycosphaerellales, Mycosphaerellaceae. The transcript is spliced from 2 exons. The record is from RefSeq and is a predicted model, not a curated record. The coding region runs from base 1 to 504 and encodes 167 amino acids.
AUGGAAACCAGCACAGAAAAUCCCACAAACUCAUGGGAAAUGCCCUUAAGCCCCCCAUCCACACCACCAUCCACACCACCAUCCCGCCCAACCCCGAUUUUUUUCAUCUUCGACGCCAUGCGUACACGCUCCCAUCUCUUCUUCCGCUAUCUCUCCACCCACGCGAAAUUCCAUCCCAUUUACCAUCCUUAUCUAAACGCUGCGAUUCUAGGCGAGGAACGAUGGGCGAAACCAGCGGAAUGUUGCGAGGAGAGGAGGUUUGAGAUUUGGGAGGGGAUGAAACUUUUGCUUGUUGAUGAUACUUUUGAGAGUUUGAAUGAGGAUUUGAGGGGGCGUGUUGAGGAGGGUCAGCGAGGGGGGAGAAUUCCACUUAUCAAUGACCACAUCCCUAAUCUCCUACAAGAGGAAAUUCUCUAUGGUUUACACCGGAACACCAUGACGAUUGAAGAAGCUAUGAGGACUAAUCCCACACACACAUCCCGGAUUCCAUCUACGCGAAAUUGA